This is a messenger RNA of Protomyces lactucae-debilis, 1473 nucleotides long. RefSeq names its product nucleotide-diphospho-sugar transferase. Gene Ontology annotation, molecular function: alpha-1,2-mannosyltransferase activity. The transcript has 2 exons. Gene Ontology annotation, biological process: protein N-linked glycosylation; cell wall mannoprotein biosynthetic process. Gene Ontology annotation, cellular component: membrane; Golgi apparatus. Lineage: Eukaryota; Fungi; Ascomycota; Taphrinomycetes; Taphrinales; Protomycetaceae. The record is from RefSeq and is a predicted model, not a curated record. Bases 1 to 1473 code for a protein of 490 amino acids.
AUGCUGCAUGCUCCAAAACAAUCUUCUCUGCCCGCCGACCUUAAACGCGUUUCGAGUGCACAAUUCAAAGCAUUCCAACAAGUGCAUAUCCGUCGUAUUGGCAGAAUCAGACUAUGGCUUCUCUCACUCAUUGCAAGUUUGAUCACCACUGUUGUGGUGAUUUGUCUAUUGCGGAAAGAACAUACUUGGCAAGGUCAUGAACGGCAAAUGAAUACCACCAUGGACGCGCCCUUCCUACAAGGAUGCGGUGAUCCUAUUGCAGCAGCAGCAAAGUAUCCCCGGGAAGAUGCAGCAUUUGUGAUUCUUGCUCGGAAUUCAGAAUUGGAGAAUGUACUGCAUUCCAUGUCGUCCCUGGAAAUCCAUUUUAAUCAGUGGUUCGAGUACCCUUAUGUCUUUCUCAAUAAUGAGCCCUUCUCAGACGCAUUCAAAGCUGGUGUACGACAAGCGACAAACGCGAAAAUGUCGUUUGGACAGGUCAAUGCGAGUAUGUGGGGGUUUCCAGCAUGGGCUGAUCAAAGAAAGUACAAGGAGGCGAUAGCGCAACAAGGGGAUCGUGCGAUUAUGUAUGGUGGUUUGGAGAGCUAUCAUCACAUGUGUCGUUUCUUUUCGGGCUUCUUCUUCAAUCACCCACUCGUUAAGGAUUUGGAGUACUACUGGCGUGUUGAGCCGGAUGUUACCUUCUUUUGCGAUUUGACGUAUGAUCCCUUCCGCAUGAUGAAACAGCAAGGGAAAGUAUAUGGCUUCGUCAUUGCCAUCAAGGAACUGGUCGAGACGGUGCCGAAUAUGUUUCGGUAUGCGAGUGCAUGGAAGCGGAAACACAGCAUCAAGGAUACGAGUCUAUGGCCAUUCAUGCUCAAGGAACGCCCUAAAAAGCCCUCGCCACCUACAGAGACACCAGCAACAAAGGAAAAGCCGGAUCCCCUCUCUGGUGAGCAAAAGGAGAUUUCACCCGAUCGAAUGGAAGGCGAUGCCUACAACAUGUGUCAUUUCUGGUCCAACUUUGAGAUUGCGCGUGUGGAUUUCUUUCAAAGCGAUGCAUACACGUCCUUCUUCCAAGAAAUGGACAAGUCUGGUGGAUUUUGGCUUGAGCGAUGGGGUGAUGCACCGAUUCAUACACUGGGUGCUGCAUUGUUGUUGGAGGCGGAUCAGGUGCAUUAUUUCAGGGACAUUGGGUAUCAGCAUACAGACAUUAUGCAUUGUCCUGCGAAUGCACCAAAGCAAGGAAAACGGCCGCCGACUGUACCCCUCGCCUUCAAAGAGCCUGAACCAGCUGCUACCAAGGCUCCUGCUGAUAAUGCAAAGAAGGAAGCGCUCAAGAUUGAAAGGGAACAGCUUCCAGCGUCCUGGGAUCGGCCCAAGAGUGGUGGCUCGGGGUGUCGGUGUACGUGCCCGCAUGGAUUCGAGGAGGUUGAGUGGAAGGAUGGGACGUGUAUGAAUGAAUGGGCUCAGAUUAUGGGCGGCUGGCUAGAUUGA